This is a messenger RNA of Suillus clintonianus, 1286 nucleotides long. Its product is annotated as mitochondrial carrier. The record is from RefSeq and is a predicted model, not a curated record. Gene Ontology annotation, biological process: oxaloacetate transport; phosphate ion transmembrane transport; thiosulfate transport. The transcript has 12 exons. Gene Ontology annotation, molecular function: sulfate transmembrane transporter activity; succinate transmembrane transporter activity; thiosulfate transmembrane transporter activity. Bases 44 to 940 code for a protein of 298 amino acids. NCBI's taxonomy places the organism in Eukaryota, Fungi, Basidiomycota, Agaricomycetes, Boletales, Suillaceae.
AUUGACACAGGCGGGCACCCGUUUAUAAGGAGAGGUGGGCACCAUGAGUCUCAGGGAACGAAAUAAGAUGCCCAACUAUCCGUUUUGGCUUGGAGGCGUCGCGGCAUCCAUGGCCGCAUGUUUCACGCAUCCCCUUGACCUGGCCAAAGUGCGCAUGCAGAGUCUGGGUCCUACUGUACCAAGUCCAUCUAUGCUCAAAAUCUUACGCAACUCGAUAUCCAACUCUGGACUGCGUAGUGUUUAUACCGGUCUCUCCGCAUCGCUUAUGCGUCAAAUGACCUACUCGCUCGUCCGUCUAGGCAGCUACGAGGAGAUGAAACGCCUCAUGUCCGAGAAUGGUCAAUCCCCAUCCGCGGGGAAGCUUCUCCUGGCAGCUGGAGUGGCUGGCGGUUUGGGAGGAAUCGCAGGAAAUCCUGCAGAUAUUCUGCUGGUUCGAAUGACCAGUGACUCCAUUCGUCCUCCGGAAAAACGCUACAACUACCGCAACGGUAUCACUGGGCUCAUCUCAUUAGUGAAGGAGGAUGGCCGGAAAGGUCUUGCACGUGGCCUCGGAACAAACACAACCCGAGCAGUUUUGAUGAAUACAUCACAGGUUGGAUCCUAUGACUUUUUUAAAACCACUCUCUUGCAAUACCCUAUACCCUUGGUCAACUAUCAAUUCCAUGACGGUUUCUUCUUGCACGUAGUUGCAAGUCUUGCAGCCGGAACAUGCGGCACGACUGUAUGCUCUCCUGCUGAUGUCAUAAGGACAAGGAUCAUGGGUUCUUCCGGAAAUGCCAGCCCAAUAGAGGUCCUGGUCCGUUCCUUGCGCGAGGAAGGUCCCGCGUUCAUGUUCAAAGGCUGGACGCCCGCUUGGAUGCGUCUUGGCCCAAACACCGUCCUGAUGUUCGUCUUUUUCGAGCAACUGAAACGCGGCUGGUCCUCCUUGGUCACCCCGUAAUCUUCAUCCAAUUUACCUGCAUAUCAUGAGGCACACAAUUACUUGUAUCCACAAGUUGUCGGAUUGGCGCUUGGACAUCCACAUAAAUACCAUUAAGACGUUAGAUGAUGUCCUAGACAUAUAAUGUUGGAUACCUAUCACUUUCGCUCUCUCUGUACACUCGUGUAUUAUUAUCUACUGAGGUGGAGUUCAUAACUGCUUACUACCUAUUCGUUCUUACAAUAGCUCGCCUGGCGGACUCUGGUAUGUUAUAUAGAACACCUACGAAGAUAAGGACAAACUUAGGACCUGUAAAUUUUCUGAAAUCACUUAUGUGGUACCGUUGCGCAUGCAAGCCAAUUGGGGA